Messenger RNA from Rhizopus microsporus ATCC 52813, 228 nucleotides. RefSeq lists its product as uncharacterized. Bases 1 to 228 code for a protein of 75 amino acids. The record is from RefSeq and is a predicted model, not a curated record. Lineage: Eukaryota; Fungi; Mucoromycota; Mucoromycetes; Mucorales; Rhizopodaceae. Gene Ontology annotation, cellular component: membrane. The transcript has 3 exons.
AUGCUUGGAACCUGCUGUCUUAUUUUCAUCAUCAUCUUGCUCCCUCCGCUUGGCGUCUUCUUUAUGAGGGGAUGUGGUGCAGACUUUUGGAUCAAUCUGUGUUUGACUAUAUUGGGCUAUCUUCCAGGUCAUAUUCACGCUUUUUAUGUACUCGUUAAGGACAGAGAAGAAAGACAGGCUGCUGCAAACCUGGGCCCACCUGUGUAUACACCAGUACCGCCUAAAUAG